This is a messenger RNA of Thermothielavioides terrestris NRRL 8126, 847 nucleotides long. RefSeq lists its product as uncharacterized. The transcript is spliced from 6 exons. Gene Ontology annotation, biological process: mitochondrial electron transport, ubiquinol to cytochrome c. The record is from RefSeq and is a predicted model, not a curated record. NCBI's taxonomy places the organism in Eukaryota, Fungi, Ascomycota, Sordariomycetes, Sordariales, Chaetomiaceae. The coding region runs from base 210 to 482 and encodes 90 amino acids.
UGAGCUUUGGCCUUCGGCAAGCUUCAGCUAAUCAAAUACGAGCCCGAAUACUCCCGUGCGGCCUUUCCAUCAUCCAACUGCGGUCCAGUGGUCAGUGGUCAGUUUUGCUUCGUCGACCUGCUCGUGCCUGCCACCGAAGCCUUUAACGCUCCCACCACGACGCCAGUCCCGCCAUCCGUCUGUCAGUUUGGGGUUUAGAUACCGUCAAAAUGGCCUCCGCGCUCUACAACGCCCUCUUCCGGAGGAACUACACCAUGCUCGGCGUAGUCUUCGCCGCUGCAUUUGUCUUUGAAGUGGGCUUCAACGACGUGAUGAACAAGAUCUGGGACAACCACAACCGGGGCCGCCAAUGGAAGGACAUCCGCCACAAUCUCGCCCGUUCGGCAUUCGAGUCCGUCCUGUUCCAAUGCUCGUGGGCAUCCCUACUUCUGCCGCAGUCUCGGACAAGCCUGACUUCUAUCCAAUGCUUACCUACCAGGUAGGUAGGUGGUUCAGGCGGGUACCAAGGAAGGCAGUGGACGGGAAGUAUUCUGUAUUCCGUAUGCUGUACGAAUACCAAUUCCGGGCUUCGCGCCGAGAACGAAUGUCAGGCACUAGUUAAACCAGGGUCUGCAAGCAGUGAUGCAUUGCACAGCAGCACCGCAGUUUCUCGGGACGCGGGCUCUACAGUGCCAUCAACACUUCUCAGUUUGGCCCUUGGUCUGCAGAUUCCGAAUCGAACACGCAAUCGCAGUUGCAGAAACACGGCCCAGACAGCAGGAGCCCCAGGGCGACUUCUCGCUAGGUACGGAUGUCGCUACCAAAAGAAUCCGCACACCGCCCUCCAUUGAGCUGGCAGAAUUAACCG